This is a messenger RNA of Scomber japonicus (chub mackerel), 941 nucleotides long. RefSeq names its product ribonuclease P 21 subunit (gene rpp21). Bases 194 to 661 code for a protein of 155 amino acids. The record is from RefSeq and is a predicted model, not a curated record. The transcript has 5 exons. Gene Ontology annotation, biological process: tRNA processing. NCBI's taxonomy places the organism in Eukaryota, Metazoa, Chordata, Actinopteri, Scombriformes, Scombridae. Gene Ontology annotation, cellular component: nucleolar ribonuclease P complex.
AUACAUAAGCAGACAUUAAUGACAGCGUCUUCACUUUAUAAAAAAAAUAUUAUUUUGUACAACACGCACAAUUAAGAAACAAUUUGUAUAAAUCUCGCGAGAGGUUGGCAGAUCUAGGAUAAACCAUGCGACCAGGAGACUAUCAGAGAGACUAGAAAACUCUAACUGUGACUUUUUGAAAGCUUUGUGUGAAAUGGCAGGGCAACUAAAAGACAAAGAAGCUUACCAGCGACUAAACUAUCUGUACCAGGCUGCACAUUGUGUUUUAUCCCAAAACCCGGAAAAUGUAGAGUUGGCUCGUUUCUACUGCUUCACCCAGAAGACCAUAGCAAGACGUUUAGUUCUUAGACAGGACCCAUCAGUGAAAAGAACAUUAUGCAAGAAGUGUUGCUCAUUGCUCAUCCCUGGUGUAACUGCUACAACAAGACAAAGAAGAAAAAAUAGAAAGACUCGCUUCACUGUAGUGAAAUGUCUCCUUUGUGGGCAGAGCAAAACAUUACUGAAUAAUCCAGAUUAUUGCCUGUGGGUAGACCGACCCGAGGCCCAGCUACAGCAACAGAAGCAGCCAGAUCGAGGCCCCUCUGUUAAAAAUCAGCCGAAAGACUCAGAUCCUGAUAAGUCUGCAUCUUCUACACCAAGUACGAGUACUGCUGGGACAUAACCGGACAACCCUCUCCUGAGUGUCAAAUACUGGAUGCAACUGAUGUGUAGCUUUGUUAUAUAUUUUAUAAAUUGAAGGAACUAGUCUGUUUUCCAUGAAUUCUCUGUAGCUGAUUUAGUUUUUUUGGCUUCUGUGAGAUCAUUUUUUAUCUGCAGCUUGUAUUGCUGUUCAUCAAAAUGUGUUGUUCUGGGUGCUGCCACCAUGUGGCAUCGUACACCUGGUGGAUUAAUAGGAAGACAUGUUUGUGAAAGUGGUGGCCUUAAAGAAAAGUGGAUUGGGA